Malania oleifera is the source of this 3421-nucleotide messenger RNA. RefSeq lists its product as uncharacterized. The coding region runs from base 478 to 3018 and encodes 846 amino acids. NCBI's taxonomy places the organism in Eukaryota, Viridiplantae, Streptophyta, Magnoliopsida, Santalales, Ximeniaceae. The record is from RefSeq and is a predicted model, not a curated record. The transcript has 20 exons.
CAUUUUACUUCUCGCUCCUUCCACUCCUCGUCACGAACUUUUUUCUUUUUUUAAUCCGCUCUCUCUCAUCGCUCCUCUCUCUCUCUCUCUCUCUCUCUCUCUCUCAUCUGUACCGCGAACAAAGCUUUUUAGUUUUGGUCGUUGCCGCUCAAACCGCUCUCUGCGUUUUCAGAUCGAAAACCCUAACUUUGCAACCCUCGUUAGCAAUCUUCUGAUGACAGUCGAUGAGGAACGAUGAUUAUGACGCUCUCUGCGAAUCUCAGAUCUUGAAGAUUUGAUGUCCGAUUCAAAGGCAGUUUCUGUGGACUGAUGAUUCUUGGAUCUCCGAGUACUGUCUGUGUUCAUUACAAUCAACUUGGAGGGCGUUUUGGAUUUAAUAGGGGGGAGUUUUAAAUUGGUGGUCCUUGAAGUGCUGGUGGAAACUCUUUAUGGUUUUAAUAUCUAUUGGCCUCGGAUUUUUGGAGAAGGCGCCGUUGGAUGGGAGAAGGGGCAGUUUGUUUGGCGGUAUUAAAUAAUGAAGAGAUGGGAAGUGAGAACACUUUGAGAGCCGACCGUGACCAUCCAUGGCUAGCAGGUGAUACUGACUCGGUGGAAGUUCCUAGCAAGCAGCAAGUGAAAGAAGCUUCGAACGAUGACGUGUGCUCUGAGGUUUUGAAUCCUACUGUUUCUCCCAGGGAGAAUGCUUCCAGUAUUCAAACUAAUAGCAGCCAAGUGGCGGAGCUGGCUAGCAGGAACAAAGGUGGGUGUUGUGAAAUCACAUCCACAUGUUCUGGAAACUCAACCUCAGACAGCUUGAGUGAGGAAGAGGGCAAUAGAAAAGAUACAUCUGGUGAUGUCUCAAUGUCACGUGUUGUUCUGGAAAUUCCAAAGCAUGCUAGCUCUUCUGGAAUCAGAAAAAUCACAUUUAAAUUCAGCAAGCGGAAGGAGCAUUGCAAUCAGUCUCCCGCCUCAGUUGCACAGCCUCCUAGUAACUGGGCUCCUAGUGGCCUGUUCUUUAGAGGCCCGGACGAGGAACCAGGCACCAGUAGCACUAUUUCAUGUGUCCCUAUUAUGGAAUCAAAAAUGUCUAAGAAAGCUAUCCCAGAUUGCUACCCCACAAAUGUGAAAAAACUGUUGUCAACUGGUAUUCUGGAAGGGGCUAGAGUGAAGUAUAUUUCUGCUUCAGGAGAGAAAGAGCUCUGGGGAAUCAUCAGUGGUUGUGGAUAUUUGUGUGGCUGUUUGACAUGCAAUUUCUCCAAAGUCCUCACUGCCUAUGAGUUUGAGUUGCAUGCUGGAGGCAAAACUAGACAUCCAAAUAAUCACGUAUAUUUGGAAAAUGGGAGGCUAAUAUAUAGUAUCGUCCAGGAAUUAAAUACCACCCCACUGAGUGAAUUGGACGAAGUAAUUAAAGAUAUGGCUGGUUCAUCUGUCAAUAAAGAGUACUUCAUGGUUUGGAGAGCUAGUUUAGAACAGCAGAAUUUGAUGGAAGUUGGUAACCCGCAAAACUUGUUUCAUUCACAUUUGAGUUUCAGCUGCCCAAGUCAAGCUGUAGAAGACGCGUUUGGGCCUAGAUUGAACCAGCUAACAUUUAUGGGGACAACAGAAAAACGGAAACGUGUGGCAAAGAAGCCAAGCUCCUAUCUUCCGCAGUCAGUCUUGCAAAAGAAGAGAUCUGCUGAAGGAGGCACUAAGAAAAGGGAUAAUGAUCUACAUCGGUUACUUUUCAUGCCGAAUGGACUUCCAGAUGGGGCUGCAUUGGCUUACUGUUCUAAAGGAGAGAUCAUACUCGAGGGCUACAAACAGGGAAAUGGAAUAUUCUGUAAUCACUGUAAAUGUGAGAUCAGCCCCUCACAAUUUGAAGCUCAUGCUGGCUGGGCUGCCAGGCGUCAACCCUAUCGUCACAUAUAUACUUCUAAUGGAUUGACACUUCAUGAUAUAGCUAUUUCAUUGGCUAGUGGGCAAAAUCUGACCACUGGAGACAGUGAUGAUAUGUGUACAGUAUGUGGAGAAGGAGGUGAUUUGAUUCCUUGUCGUGGAUGCCCACGGGCUUUUCAUGCAGCUUGUUUGGAAUUACAGUUUGUACCGGAAGGUCAUUGGCAUUGCCCACAUUGUAAAGAUAAUGUUGGCCCUGGCAGAACAAUUGCUGCUGGAGAGUCCUCAAAUAUUGGGAGACCCAUUGUUAUACGGUUGACUAGAGUUGUUAAAGCUCCAGAAACCCAAAUUGGUGGUUGUGCUGUUUGCAGGGGCCAUGAUUUUGUUCCAUCUGUAUUUAAUGACCGGAUGGUUAUCAUCUGCGAACAAUGUGAGAGAGAAUACCAUGUUGCUUGCUUGCGGAACACUGGACGCUGUGAUCUGAAAGAACUCCCUGAGGAUGAGUGGUUCUGUACUGAUGACUGCGGUAGGAUUCACCGGGCUUUACAGGAUUCAGUUUUCAAUGGUGCCAUGACUGUUCCAGAUUCAGUUUUAAGUGCAAUAAGCAGGAAGUACAUACAGAGAGGAAUAAUUGAUGGAACCGGAAAUGAUGUGCAAUGGAGAAUUUUAAAUGGGAAGAGACGCCAUUCAGAUCAUUUACGUUUGCUUUCUAGAGCUGCUCAAAUUUUUCGAGAAUGUUUUGCUCCUAUUCGGGCAGUUUCCGGUCGUGAUAUCAUACCUGUUAUGGUCCACGGGAGAAAUAUAUCUGGACAAGAAUUUGGAGGAAUGUACUGUGUAGUUUUAGUUGUGAAGUCUGUUGUUGUAUCAGCCUGUCUUCUUAGGGUUUUUGGUCGGAAUGCUGCUGAGCUUCCUUUAGUAGCUACAAGCAGGGCAAAUCAAGGAAAAGGUUAUUUCCAAGCAUUAUUCUCUUCCAUUGAGGGGCUACUAUAUUCCCUGAAUGUGGAAACCAUAGUGCUCCCUGCAGCUGAGGAAGCGGAAUCGAUUUGGUUAAAUAAAUUUGGCUUCAGAAGGAUGACUCCUGAGCGAGUGUCGCAGUUUAGGCCCAUCCAGUUUACUGUUUUUAAUGGAAGCUCGAUGCUAGAGAAGGAGGUUCAGAAGCGAGAAUAACAUCAUGCACGCAUUGUCUUUUAAUGGAAAUCCAACCUCGAAGGAGUUGACUUGCUGCGGAAGCCAGAAUAACAGCAUGCCCCCAUCGGUUUCAGAAGUUCAAUCAAAGAUGUUGGAAAUAGAACUGUUAUUUGUUUGUUUGUUGAUGACUUCUGUGUAACAAUGCCUGCUAUUUUUUGUUACUCAGCUGGCCAGUUGGUAUCGUGACUAAGACCUGCUUUGUUGAUGUAAUCAGUCAUACCAUACGCAUUCUGGCGAAAUGUAGGAACAGAAGAGCCUCUGUAUAAACGAACAUCAAUUGUAUGUUCUUUUCCCUUCUCCUUUCCCCCCUUUUAGCCUCAUUUGUCCCGAUACAUUUGUUUGGAAAAUAAUGAAGAACCAUCUUCAUCCCCUUUAUCCUAAA